AUGUUAGAUAUUACGGACAGCAUUAUGGACGAUAGUUCCCAGGUGGGACAAGGAAAAAGGCCCACGGGAAAUUCAGGUAAAGUGUUAUCUUUUUUCCAAAGGGGUCACUUUUCCUACUUCAAUACACUCAGAAGUAGUAAAUAUGUCCCGACAAAUAAGUUCCUAGGGGAGCCAUUGGAGGAGAGGACAACCUUUAAAACUGUUUUUGCCAGAACUACAAAAUCAUUCAAAUACAAGAAGAUUGGUCCCUUAGCGGCUGAGGAGGAUUCCAUGCAAUCGAAAAAUGAGGGUACUGAUGAAUUUACAUUCACCACAAGGAGAGGGAAAAGAGGCACGUUGAAAUCGUUAUUUGGGUUCUGGAAACAGUUACCUGAGACGUCUCAAGACGACGGUCCAAACAACAUUUUGAGCGUCUUCGAAGAUACUACUAAUACGUUAAGCCUUUCAAUGAAUAAUAGUGUGACAAUCGAGGCGGGUCGCGAAUACGGUAUUUCCCCCCUAGGCUCUAACAAAACGAAUUCAUACGAUCAGGAGGUGCCCACUAUGGAGACCAACGUUUCCACGGAAUCAGACAACGAUACAUCUUUCGAAGAUAGACCAGACGCGGAGGAGAUUUCUCCUCCCACACCACCGGAAAAGGAGAGUCCAUAUAAGUUUGUCUUUGAUACACCGAACAAGUACAGUACACUAGACAAUAUCCCAGCAAGCAACGAAGCGAGUGACAACGAAGCGAGUGACAACUUCGAGAAAAUCCAUAAACUUCUAUCAAAAGACAACAAAGAAAUCUUCAAGUUCAAUAACACUUGGAUUCCAGAAGACUUGAGUAAACUGAUAAUGAAUCUGUUAGAAGAAAAAAUUGAAGUGGAAAGAACGAAGACUCAGGAGAUGGAUUCCACGAAUAAACAACUGAAAGAGGAAUUAAGACACAAAGAAAAGGAACUCGAGCUACUUAAGACCGAUUACGAAACCCUUGCCAAAUCCCACAAACAACUAGAGAAUGACUGCCAAUCUUUGCAAAAGGAGAAAGACCGUAGCUCUGAGGCUGCUAAAGGGACCCUACAGCAGAAACUGGAAGACCAAGCUCUUCAAUUGGAGGACGUGGAACGCAGUAACAGAAAAUUACAACUAGCACUGGAUAGGAAAAGCUACGGUCUUACGUAUCUGUGCAACAUAUACAAUAAUCUAGUGGCUCGAUACAACCGGAUGAACAACCACACGACAUUGUUGGAGUGUUACAAGGAACAGUCCUCCAAAUUCAUGUUUACCUUGAUGAAGAAGAUGAACGGCAUAGUGGACGAGGACAAGCUAAUCACGUACAAUGUCGCUUUGAAGAACCUCUCCUUCAAGACAUCUCUGCUGAAUAUGGAAAACCCCAAUGGUGACCAAGUCGAUGUGUUCAAGAACCACAUUGUCAAAUUCUACCACGAAGUCGCAGACGACGUGCUCCUGAACGACGUCGUGGCCCAGUUUUCCAGGCUCACUCGCUCGAACCAGUUUCUCAAAAACAGCGUGUGGGAGUGGAAAAGACAGUGCACCUCGCAAGGGAGACUACUAUCCAAGAUGAAAAUGCAGCAACGCCCACCACCAAGGAGAAACCAGCGCCCAAGCAAGCCCCGCGAGACGAUAACGGAGCGCGAUAGCAUCGUCCUGCUCUCAAACCCACAGGGGAAAGCGACGGAGAACACCGAACCGAGGCAGCCAUGGUAG
Molecule: messenger RNA, 1707 nt
Organism: Huiozyma naganishii CBS 8797
Lineage: Eukaryota; Fungi; Ascomycota; Saccharomycetes; Saccharomycetales; Saccharomycetaceae
Gene: YSW1
Product: Ysw1p
Exons: 1
Coding region: 1-1707 (568 amino acids)
Source: RefSeq, a predicted model, not a curated record